Messenger RNA from Prosopis cineraria, 1978 nucleotides. RefSeq names its product protein IQ-DOMAIN 17-like. Bases 194 to 1771 code for a protein of 525 amino acids. The transcript is spliced from 6 exons. Lineage: Eukaryota; Viridiplantae; Streptophyta; Magnoliopsida; Fabales; Fabaceae. Gene Ontology annotation, molecular function: protein binding. The record is from RefSeq and is a predicted model, not a curated record.
UCCAGAUUAAAUCAAAUCAAUGUUGGUCAAACCGCUUCCUUCAUUAGUCAUAAGCUGAAUCAUUUUAAUUCCUCCCAUGACAGAGCAAGGGUGUCUCCAGCCGGCACAGACACAAGGACAAAGCUUACUCCACCCAUAGAUUUAAUUAACACCAAACAAUCUGAGCUCCUUGGUUUAUUGUUACGAUCCUGUGAUGGGGAAGAAGAAGGGAGGUAGCUCAUGGUUGAGUGCCGUGAAAAGGGCCUUCAGAUCUCCAACCAAAGAGCAAGUCGACGAGGACAAGAAAAGAGAAAAACGAAGAUGGAUCUUCAGAAAGCCAGUCGUAAACCAUGAAUCACCGAGUUCCCAGCAAACCCCGGCAGAGCAGAAGUCGGAUGCAGCCGAGGUAGCCACAGAUCAAAAGCACGCGCUGGCUGUGGCGGUCGCCGCCGCCGAGGCCGCCAUGGCCACUGCUCAGGCGGCUGUGGAAGUGGCCAGACUUACCAUACCACCUAAUCAUACUACGGAGCACGACGCUGCUAUUGUGAUUCAGACUGCUUUCAGAGGAUAUUUAGCAAGAAGGGCUCUUCGAGCGCUGAAGGGGCUGGUGAAAUUGCAGGCAUUAGUGAGGGGCCACAAUGUUCGGAAGCAAGCGAAGAUGACGCUUCGGUGCAUGCAGGCUCUGGUUCGAGUCCAAGCUCGGGUGGUUGACCGGCGCGUGAGGUUGUCACACGACGGAAGCAGUAGAAAAUCCACGUUCAGCGACACCAACAGUCUCUUGGAAUCCCGUUAUCUUCAGGAUAUCUCAGAUAGAAGAUCAAUGUCAAGAGAAGGAAGCAGUGUUGCAGACGAUUGGGAUGAAAGGCCACACACGGUUGAAGAAAUUAAAGAUAUGUUGAGGCAGAGGAAGGAGGCAGCUUUGAAGCGAGACAAGUCCUUGUCUCAAGCUUUCUCUCAACAGAUUUGGCGAAGCGGAAGAAGGCCAUCCAUUGGGAACGAAAAGGAGAUGGAAGAGAGGCCGGCGUGGCUGGAGCGGUGGAUGGCGGCGAGGCCAUGGGAGACGAGGGGAAGAGCUUCAGUUGAUCAGAGAGACGCCAUCAAGACAGUAGAAAUGGACACAUCUCGUCCUUACACAUCAUAUUUAGGAUCUAACUACAGAAAAUCACACCCAAAUUAUCAAUAUAACCCACACCAACACCAACCUCAAAGACACUCAGUAGCUUCACCAUUUCACAGAACAGGAUCAUCAUCAUCUCUUCACCAUUCCUCUGCAACCCCUUCUCCUGCAAAAUCCCAGCCAGUCCAGGUCCGGUCGGCGAGUCCUCGCUGUGGAAGGGAAGACAGAAGCUUCCAUAGUACAUCUCAAACACCAAGCUUGAGGUCCAACUAUCAUUACACGGGAAGCUUGUACCAGACGGGAAGAGGUGGAGGUGGAAGCAGCCAUAGUGGCGGUUCUUCGUUGCCUAAUUACAUGGCAGCAACCGAGUCUGCGAAGGCUAGGAUUCGGUCUCUGAGUGCACCGAGGCAGAGGCCUUCAACAUCAGAGAGAGACAGAGUUGGGUCAGCAAAGAAGAGGCUUUCUUUCCCUGCUCAUCCUGGGGAUGCUUAUGGUCGUGGUGGUUAUGUUGGUUAUGGUAGUUUUGGGCAUAGCCUGAGGAGUCCGAGCUUUAAGAGUGUGAGCGGGUCACGGUAUGGGAUGGAUCAAGUUUCCAUCUAUUCUUCUUGCUGCACAGAGAGCCUUGCUGCUGCUGGUGACAUGUCUCCUUCUUCAACUGGUGAUCUUAGAAGGUAGUCAACAUGGCAGAGCAUGAGAUCUUUCACUUCUCGAUUAAUUCUAGGUUUGUCAUGUUUAUGUUAAUGCCCUCCUAAGAAAUGGGGAGAAUUCUUGAAAUAUUUAUGUUGUAUCCGGGAAACAUUUAUUCUCGGGUAAAUUUUUAUCUCGUGGCAUGGACAAUUUGUGUAAAGAGUGUAUUUAAGAUUAAGAAUGUAGUGAUUGCGA